This is a messenger RNA of Echinostoma caproni, 1110 nucleotides long. The record is from the annotation of a GenBank genome assembly. NCBI's taxonomy places the organism in Eukaryota, Metazoa, Platyhelminthes, Trematoda, Plagiorchiida, Echinostomatidae.
AUGAGCUCCGUGGGACCUUUUAAACAUUUAAAACAAGCCAAAGACCCCAUCGUAUUAAAGGAACGAAACGUUUAUAUCAAGUUCAGUACGAAACUGGCGUUGGCCAACACUCGUAUUCAUUUCCUGGAUUUUUGUGUUGACAAAUCAAACUAUCCAAAACAGUACUGGAUUAUUCUGCGACGCAAUCGUAUACAAAUUUCUAAAAUUGCGCUUCGUCGUCAAGCUUUCAAUGAAGGUGAUUACGUCGGCAAGGUAGCAACAAUUCUGACUGAUGAAUCGAAGCUCACGAAAAUAGCCCAUGAGAAUGAGAAGACAACUCGAAUAGAGGAGUCUCUUUCUACCAUAUUAAGAAAACGUAAACAAAAGGGCUUUAUAGACACCGCCACUUCUGAACGGAUUCGGCCAACAGGGACUACGAUUCCACGAUUUUACGGGCUGCCCAAAGUGCAUAAGAGUGGAGUUCCAGUCAGGCCAAUGUUGGACAUGUGCAACUCUCCCUACCAUGCGGUAGCCAAAUGGUUGGCUCGUCUUCUGGAAACAGUGAGGAUGACAUUAACCCAGCAUAGCCUCAAGGAUACAACCAGUCUCAUUGACGCCUUGAGUGGUUUUAACAUCAAAGAUCGCCAUAUGUUUUCGCUAGAUGUCACACCUCUGUUCUCGAAUGUUCCGAUCGGUGAAACAAUUGAUUACUUAUGCAUCUAUAUUGAAAGUAACGGAAUUGACGUAGGCCUACCGACAGAUGACCUUAAAGAAUUAUUCUUCUGUACGCACAAUGUGCAAUUCGAAUUCCAUGAGGAAAUCUAUCGCCAAAAGGACAGUGUAGCAAUGGAAUCUCCUCUAGGGCCCUUGUUUGCCGAUGUUUUCAUGUCUAAAAUAGAAAACGAUCCACUUAAAACACAUACCAAACAAUGUGUACUGUACAAACGUUACGUAGAUGAUAUUUUGUGCGUGGUCGGUUCUACAACCGAGUGCCAAUAUAUACUAGAAACAAUUUGUGCAAGCACUCAAGCUCCCAUGGACGGAUCACCGACAAGUGACUUGUCAUGCAACAUCGGAGCAAGUGAUAAUUGGGGACCAAUUAUGAAACAAACUGUUGAAUAUUUUACUUAA